This is a messenger RNA of Hordeum vulgare subsp. vulgare (domesticated barley), 803 nucleotides long. RefSeq lists its product as uncharacterized. Bases 1 to 618 code for a protein of 205 amino acids. Gene Ontology annotation, cellular component: endoplasmic reticulum tubular network. Lineage: Eukaryota; Viridiplantae; Streptophyta; Magnoliopsida; Poales; Poaceae. Gene Ontology annotation, biological process: endoplasmic reticulum tubular network organization. The transcript has 4 exons. The record is from RefSeq and is a predicted model, not a curated record.
AUGGCGGAGGCGCCGGCGGCCAAGCGGCUGGCCCGCGCGGGCAGCUUCUCCGGCGUGUGGUGGAAGCUCGGCGACCCCGCGGGGGACCCGGCCGCGGUGGAGCGCCGGCUGCGCGCCGUCGCCGACGAGGAGGCCGCCGUCCGUGCCCGCAUCCAGAGCCGCCACGCCGGCGCCCGCGGCGUCCGGCGCGGCAUCGCCGUCGCCUCCCUCGCCAUCGAGGUGGUGGCGUUGGUGCACGCUUACUGGACGGCGAGGCGGCGGCGCGCAGCCGGCUGGAGCAGGAAGCUGCUGCUCCUGCUCGCGCCUCCUCUGCUCGCCGUGCCCGCCUCGGCCGCCGUCGUCCUCGCGGCGUUCGCCAGGCUUCGCAAAAUGUUGGACGCGCGGGACGAGCAGCGGCUGAGGGCGCUGGUGGCGGAGCGCAAGGCCAAGAUCGGGCAGUUCAGGGGCAGCCACCACAACAUGCACAAGCUCCUCGAGGUCUCCACCAAGUACGAUCCAGAUGCUGCUUCUGCUGCUGCUACAACUGCCAGUUCCGAUCAGCCGGUAGCCGCCAGCGCCGGCGGCGGGAGGAUCAAGCGGAGCCACUCGCGGCUCAGCUUCCACAUCGGAGACGACUGACAGAACCUCCAUCCACCACGACUACGACGACGACGAUGACAUGCGGAUCCACCGGAACAUCAACCAUCCAUCUCUUCUGCCCCGGCCGUGUCCUCGUAAUGUACACUAAGAUUGUGUUUCGCCACCUUGUUUUUGGUUGCGAUAUGAUAUUGUUACAAGACAUGAAAACAAAUAUUGUUUAUGCA